This is a messenger RNA of Amoebophrya sp. A120, 5021 nucleotides long. NCBI's taxonomy places the organism in Eukaryota, Dinophyceae, Syndiniales, Amoebophryaceae. The record is from the annotation of a GenBank genome assembly.
AGCGGCUACUGUGACAAGUCCUUAGAAGGAUUGGCUUAUUUAGGGACCGACGCAGCAACAUCGAACAAACAUGAAAAAAUAGUAAAAUUGACCAAUUUCUUUUUCUUCCUCUGAUAUUCUGAACCAAGAGUUCUUAUUCUCGUACAGCUCCAGUAAUCCUUUCUCGUCAAACAAACUGUUCGCGUAAUUACUGUCAAACUUUUUUCAAACUUUCAAAACGUAAAAACACUUCACAGCUACAGCUAGACAUUUAUUUGUUAAGACAAUUCUUAUUCAAGUGCUCCUCCAACUACUUUUAUCAAACGAACUCCAAACUGAGAGAAAAACCGGAAAGAUGGCUUCUGUCCGAUACUUCGAAUGCCCGAAAGGCGGCAACAUCAUGGAAAAUCCGCAGAUCCUUCUAUCGCAAUGAAACAUCCUCCCUUCCCAUAUCAAGACGAGAUUUCUGAUACUGGAUUUGGAUAAGUCCACAAAUCAAAAAAUUUGUGUUGCACUACAGGACUGCACACAGAUCCUGAGCCUAGACAGGAGCCUUUCGGUGUAAGCGCCCAGCAUGGUAGACGGCUACCCCGUAGGCCGUGCAGCAUUAGCACAAACCGCCUGCAUAGCGUGGCGGGCAGCCUGAGCGUGCCUUCUUACACGACAGACCACGAACCUGCGUCACAAAUUUUCAAAAGGAUGCGUUUUCAAUAUGGGGAGGGGGUAUUUUUCCUUUUGAUACCUCCACUGGAUGGACAUUAUGGCGGGCGAGAAAAGAGCGGAUGGCAAAUGGUACCGGCACCGGGGGAUGGGCUAUCAAAUGCAAAUAAAACAUGUACUAGUCUGGGCCUGGAAGAAUGCAAGCUCGGCUAAGUAGCAUGACUCUCAAGUCCUCUGUCAUGCACGUUAGUACAACCCAAAAGCCCCCCCAACUUUCUGUCAUGCAAAAACGCAGUCUGUCGUGCUGAAUAGACAACACCUAGAAACUCAGAAACUUGUUGUCAUGCUGAGCGGUCACAACUCGUGGCAUCCUCUUCAACACGAUUCGCCACUCAGCAUCACAAGUUUAUUCCAGAACCAGCCAUAUUUGGAUUCGAUACGAGCAACCAGGAGAUGAAGGCGGAGGACCUGCACGUGUUUUUCACGCAGAAUCGCCCUUUGGUGCAGGCUAUCCUCUGCAAAAGUGUCUGGGUCUGCUGGAAACUUGUAAUGCUGCGUUGGGAAAAGUGAAUGCUCUGUAAUGCACAGGCAAGCAUGAGAAAUAUCUGCGCUUCUUUGUGUUGCGUUUUUCGCAUGAGAAACUGCGUUUUUGCAUGACAGGCAAAAGGGUCUCUUCUUGGACACGCAUCACAAACUUUUUGGUCAUGCCAGACAAGCAUGACAAAUCUCGCAAUCUUCCAGACCCAGACACUUUUGCAUUUGAUACAGGCUAUCCUCUGCAAAAGUAUCGCACUCGUGGAAAAAUGAACUGCAGGCACGCAUGGCUACAAAUUCUUCUCCUGACCUGAAAAGUGUUCUCGUGUUGACGUUUUUUUUUCCUGAAAUUCGUAGUACAAUUGCUGUACUAGAACGAUGCUUUUGCAAUGCAUAGAGGAGUCCAACUUUUCCAAAAAGACGGAUCCCUGGCACGUGAUGACUGAUGAGGAGUACGCAAUCUGGCUCAAGUCUGCGAGCAACCCGGCUUUGGUGCGGCGGGCCAUCGUCACGAAAGCGCAGCUCGUGUUCUGGCAAAACCAGAAAAAGUACAAGUCGCUCAAGUGCGUCUACGACGAGAUUUACGCCUUGCAUAUAGGCCUGGGUCUGGAAAAAGCCUGAAUUAUAGCCGAAGUAACUACAGCACGUGCACAUGCAGCUUCGCAUGAGAAAUAAGCCUUAGUGCGACGAUUUCUACUGCGUUUGUCUUUGUGUUGCGUAUGAGGCAACGCAGAUUUAAUAUUUCCAGCAACGCAAGACGAGCAUGACACGAUCUUGUGCAGACCCAGGCACGUUUGGAGCUGAUACAGAGGAACGGGAACUCAAGGGGGCUGACCAGAGCGGUGGGCAGGGUUGUAAUCUAUCGCAAGAAAAAACUGUUUCCGUGUGAACUUGUAAUGCAGGGAAUGCCAGCAGCAGGAGCAGCACGCAAGCGCUUGUCGUUGUCCUGCUAAAGAUUUGCAUGGCAUGGGAUUUUUGGAGGUGUUUUCCGCGGCUAUCAUGUAUGGAAAAUGCACGCCUAGGCGAUGCGUGUUUUUUCCAUAUUGCUGCAGAAUCUGCGUCACAAGUGCGCAUGACACAGAAAAUCUGCUACUUGUUGAAGAUGAACUUAUGCCGAUCUUGCAAAAACUAAAACAUAGUCUAUAUCAUCACAGUGAAAGAGUUUUUUCGUGGGAUAUGAUCACAAGUCGGACUGAUACUUUCAUGUUCAUAUUCAAAGAGAGCACUCCGAAGCAGGCUCACCAGAUGGUGCUUCCGCCAUGUUGGUGGUCGGUAGGAGCGAUGGAUUUUUUUCUUGAAAUCAAAUAAAGGGGCGUAACAGAAAUGUUUGCGGAAUUAUCGAACUUUUUUAUCUGUUCUUUUAGUUCGACGUAUAAUUAGAGAAGAAAGCAACCAAAUUUUAACGAGUCAAUUAUUGAACGGUCGACCGAACCGAAGCGGUUUGCCUCUUGAAAAGUAAAAGAAGCUUGGUGGAUUCGAGCCUUUGAUAGCACGUCUUUUAGGACUUGAUUUUAGAUAGAGUGGGGUAACAAUGAAAUCCUUAUCCGCCCCCCCGGCUUAUCCGCCGGCGGGCUGUCCCGAAAUAGGCCCCAUGAACUGGCCCGGCCCCGGCGCCGUUUGGAUGAGCCCGAGGGCGCCCGGACCGACACACGGCACGCCGCUUGUGCUUAUGGUUUUUUAAAGUAAUGCGCAGGAAAUUGCCAAACGUCGCACCAUCGGGACUGGUAGAGCAAGAAAAUGAAGGGACGCAGCGUGUCAAUGUUUGCCAUGCAUGCAAAACAAGGCGGAGAGAAAUGGCGUUGAAAAUUCACACACAGAAAGUAGAUAGCUUCGCACGUCGGGGCCUGUUUAGGGGGUUCGUCAAUAGAAGCCCGGGCCCCAUCACGUUACAGACAGAAGAGACACACACACAGACCGAGUCCGGCAGCGUGCCUCGCAAACAAGGGCGCCAGGCUUCACGCGUGCAGGCUGUCUUGCGGUUGUUCGCAGGUGCAAGCACCUCGCUGGCUUUGCAAGCUACUCACAAGCCCCGACGGCUACCAAUUCGCGCUGAAAACAGGCCACGCAAGAAAUCGUCACUCAGCCCGCAGCCCCAUGCAAGUCCCCGGAGCUGCUGCCACGGCGCCCCGGCGCCAUGCGUGCCGCCUGGCGAGGCGGCCGGGGUGUCGCGAGUGGGCCAACACGGGGGUGAUAGUUGGUAGCGGGCUGCGGCUUUCCCAGGGCCACAGCCCGCCGCACUGGGCCGGUCCCGGGGCCUGUGCGGCGGGAAAACCCCACCGGGGCCCGAGAUGGGAAGCGGGAAAACCUGUAUUGGGAACCGAGAAAACCUACCUCACUGGGCCCCGAGGCCUGUAAAGCAUCACUGUCUGACUUCGGGCGAGCAUUUGCGCCGCGCCGGAAACGAACCUCGAGCACAUUGGCCGGCGGCGAAAUGAAAAAAAAAAGCCGGCGAACAAAAGUAGAGCGCGCGAGGCUGUCGCCCGCGCGGCCCAAUUCAUUGCUUAAGUAUCUAUGGCCGUGGCGGAAGCUAUGUAUUGAGCCGCACUGCGGCAAGCUAACAUGUCACCAGCACGGCCCGGCCCGCGGCCCAGGAAAUAGCUGCCCAGCCUAGAGCCCCCUCCUGUCUCGGUAGAAUAUAAGUCGAGCACACCAUCGGGGGGAAUUUUACCACCGAUGACGCCCCACAUUUAUAAGGGGCGAGCCCUCGGCGCGCAGCCCGGGGCGUUGUCGCGGCCUGUUUCGGUGCGUGGCAGGCAGGCUGGGCCCAUUGAAAAAGCAGGGGGGCCCAUGGCGGGCGGCGGGCUUGGGUUUGCACAGGCGCACACCCCUAGGAGGCGGGCGCGCGUAAGAUGAAACCCUCAGCCCGUUGCGUUUCGUUCUCGCUUCGGACCCUAAGCCGCUGCCUGCAGGCAUGCCCAAGAGCAGGGCGGCAUGGCCUGGCAAGUAAGCACAUAGCCCGAAGGGUAUAUGCGAGGAAGCUCGGCGGCCCUCACGCUGGGAGUUUACUUCUGUGGGGCAAGUUCUGGCCCUGGCCUUGUGUGCCCGCUGGUAACUAUUUGCUGGGCCACUUCUUGCGUGGCGAAUUCCCCAAGGCUUCGCACCUUUCGCGUGGCAAGCAUGUAUCUGCUGGACGUUUUUUUUUAAGUCCAAAGCAGUCCCGGCAGUGAGUGUGGAGCCUUCAAAGGCUGCGCCUGCUACUUUCAAAGAAACACCUCAAAGGCCGGUGGCGUCAUGCUUGCAGUCGACCUUUGUGGUGUUUCAAAAUCUUCCCACAACAUGCCGGAUGCUGUCGGCAUUUCCGGGUCCUUCAGGCGAUGGUAGCGCCCGGCCACUUUGUCGCGGCUAUACCGGUACGGCCCGCCGGCGGAUAAGCCGGGGGGGGGCCCCCCCCCGGCUUAUCCGCCGGGGGGGCGGAUAAGGAUUUCAUUGUUACCCCACUCAUAUUAAGUUUUGAACAAAAGCGUAUGGUUUUUCUUCACCGCUGGUUUAUGGAUCGAGCGAGGAGCGCCAAUUGUCAAUCCCCUGAGUUUGGCAACUGUGUAGCUAGAAGCCUCGUAUGAUCAUGGAGCUCCUGUUAUGAAGAAAGUAAGUGUCCGUUAUGUGUUACUAUUUCCGAAGAACCCCCAAAAUGAGACACGCUCAAACUUAUACGGUUUACGAAAAAUAACGCAGUCAUGUCAAAAUUGCAGGCGCGAGGAUAUGUGUUAAUUCGCCACGACCAAGAGACAGCAAGAAGCGGUUUUGAUGCUCCUGAAAAUGUCGGAAGAAAGCUGAAGCUGUUUUUGGCUUUGCUUGCUUUCGCCAAAUUGGAGAACUAAAAAAUGAAAUUUGUGCGGGUGUGUGCUUUG